Callorhinchus milii (elephant shark) is the source of this 4216-nucleotide messenger RNA. It is a transcript of the gene cacna2d3a, whose product is annotated as calcium channel, voltage-dependent, alpha 2/delta subunit 3a. Gene Ontology annotation, molecular function: voltage-gated calcium channel activity. Gene Ontology annotation, cellular component: voltage-gated calcium channel complex. The coding region runs from base 32 to 3283 and encodes 1083 amino acids. The transcript is spliced from 37 exons. Lineage: Eukaryota; Metazoa; Chordata; Chondrichthyes; Chimaeriformes; Callorhinchidae. The record is from RefSeq and is a predicted model, not a curated record.
GGGGGGUCUGGUCCCGGGGGGUCUGGCCAGGAUGCUGGGGGGGGACCUGCACCCUUUGGCCGCUGUCGGGAGCUGGUGGUGUGCGGUGCUGUGGGCGGUGGUGAGCGUCUCCCUGGUGCAGGUGGGAGAUUCCCAGCAGCAAAUCCCUCUCAACGUGGUCAAACUGUGGGCUUCAGCCUUUGGCGGAGAAAUCAAAUCCAUUUCGGCCAAAUAUUCGGGUUCGCAGUUCCUGCAGAAGAAAUACAAAGACUAUGAAAAGACCGUCACAGUGGAGGAAAUAGAUGGCCUCCAACUCGUCAAGAAAAUAGCAAAAGACUUGGAACGGAUGUUUCAUAACAAAGUUGAAGCCAUGAGACGUCUUGUUGAAGCGGCUGAAGAUGCACAUUUGAAGCACGAGUACAAUUCCGAUUUGGAGUACGAAUACUUCAACGCUGUUCUAAUCAAUGAAAAGGAGGAAGAUGGCAACUAUGUGGAACUUGGGAAGGAGUUUAUUUUGGAACCUAAUGAGCAUUUUAAUAACUUGCCAGUUAACCUCAGCUUAAGUGACGUGCAAGUCCCCACCAACAUGUACAACAAAGAUCCCAAUAUCGUAAAUGGAGUUUAUUGGUCUGAAUCCUUAAACAAAGUUUUUCUCGACAAUUUUGAACGAGACCCUUCUCUGACGUGGCAGUAUUUUGGGAGCGCCAAUGGAUUUUUCAGAGGAUAUCCAGGUAUAAAAUGGCAACCGGACGAAAAUGGAGUCAUUGCGUUUGACUGCAGAAACCGCAAGUGGUAUAUUCAGGCGGCCACUUCACCUAAAGAUGUGGUGAUUUUAGUGGACGUCAGCGGCAGCAUGAAAGGCCUGCGCAUGACAAUAGCCAAGCAAACCGUCUCCUCCAUCCUCGACACGCUGGGAGAUGACGACUUUUUCAAUAUUAUCGCAUACAGCGAGGAGCUUCGCUACGUGGAACCGUGUUUAAACGGCACAAUGGUACAAGCAGACCGAAAUAAUAAAGAGCAUUUCAGACAACAUCUCGACAGUCUGAAUGCAAAGGGAAUCGGAAUGCUAGGCUUGGCUUUGACCGAGGCCUUCAACCUUCUAAAUGAGAUUAACCGCACAGCACACGGCAGUACAUGUAGCCAAGCCAUCAUGCUGGUGACUGAUGGAGCGGUGGACACUUACGACACGAUAUUUGCAAAAUACAACUGGCCAGACAGGAAGGUGCGUAUCUUCACUUACCUAAUUGGACGAGAGGCUGCAUUCGCGGACAACCUCAAGUGGAUGGCCUGUGUGAACAAAGGUUACUUCACUCAGAUUUGUACUCUGGCCGAUGUGCAAGAAAAUGUCAUGGAAUAUCUGCACGUUCUCAGCCGGCCAAAGGUGAUCGAUCAGGAACACGACAUUAUAUGGACAGAAGCUUACAUUGACAGCAUUUUUGCUGGUCAGGAUCUGAUGACCACUGUUGCCAUGCCAGUAUUUAGCAAGAAAAAUGAAACUCGCACAUUAGGUAUCCUUCUGGGUGUGGUGGGCACUGAUGUUCCAGUCAAAGAGCUUCUGAAGAUUAUUCCAAAGUACAAGCUGGGGAUUCAUGGAUAUGCGUUUGCGAUCACCAACAAUGGCUACAUCCUGUCACAUCCAGAUCUCAGGCCACUGUACAAAGAAGGAAAGAAGAGAAGAAAACCCAAUUACAGCAGCGUUGACCUGUCUGAGGUGGAAUGGGAAGACAAUGAUGACACUCUUCGCAAUGCUAUGGUAAAUCGAAAAACGGGGAAAUUUUCCAUGGAAGUUAAGAAGACGGUGGAGAAAGGGAAACGAGUUCUUGUGAUGACGAGCGAUUACUAUUACACAAACAUCAAGGGCACUCCUUUCAGUCUUGGCGUGGUUUUAUCAAGAGGACAUGGCAAGUACUUGUUCCAGGGAAAUGUCACAGUGGAAGAAGGUUUACAUGACCUGGAUCAUCCAGAUUUAUCAUUGGCAGAGGAAUGGAACUACUGCAAUAAUGAUGUGAAUCCGCUGUAUCGCGACCUCUUUCAACUUGAAUCUGUCAAACUCUUCCUGGCAGGAAAGGAGCCGGGAUUAAAGUGUGACAAAGAGUUAAUUCAGGAGGUGCUGUUUGAUGCUGUGGUAACAGCACCACUGGAGGCGUACUGGACCAGCUUAGCUCUGAACCGAUCUGAAAACGCUGACAAAGGAGUUGAAGUUGCAUUCCUUGGAACUCGCACAGGCCUAAGUCGGAUUAACUUAUUUGUUGGGCCAGAACAACUGACAAACCAAGACUUCUUGAGUGUAAAGGACGGAGAAAGUAUUUUCACAGCUGAUCACUUUCCCCUGUGGUACAGGAAAUCAGCAGAGCAACUGCCAGGAACCUUUGUCUACUCCAUUCCGUUUAGCACAGACACGGAAAAUAUAAGCAGUGUUGUGACUGCAAGCACAACAGUACAGCUUUCAGACAACAGGAAAUCCCCAGUGGUCGCUGCUGUAGGAAUUCAGAUGAAGUUGGAAUUUUUUCAAAAGAAGUUCUGGACUGCCAGCCGACAGUGUGCUUCAAUUGAUGGCAGGUGCUCUAUAAGCUGUGAUGAUGAUACAAUAAACUGUUACCUAAUAGAUAACAAUGGAUUUAUUUUGGUAUCUGAAAAUUAUGACGAGACUGGGACGUUUUUCGGUGAAGUGGAAGGAGCGGUCAUGAACAAACUAUUACUGAUGGGCUCAUUUAAACGAAUAACACUGUACGACUACCAAGCCAUGUGCCGCGCAUCGACAGACAACAGUGACAGUGCCCACAGCUUAUUGGAUCCUUAUUAUGCCUUCUUUGCUGCAAUCAAGUGGAUAGCGACAGAACUUGUCUUAUUUCUGGUGGAAUUCAAUCUUUGCAGUUGGUGGAAUUCAGGCUUCACAGUAAAAGCUCAGAGAUCGAAGCAAGUUCUCCUGCCGUGUGACACUGAGUAUCCAGCCUUUGUGUCUGAACGCACCAUAAAGGAGACCACUGGGAGCAUCCAAUGCGAAGAAUGCAGCAAGUCAUUUGUGAUCCAGCAGAUCCCGAGCAGCAACCUAUUCAUGGUGGUGGUAGAUGCUGAAUGUGAAUGCGAUUCCAUGCCUCCAAUAACAAUGGAUCCUAUAGAAAUAAUAUAUAAUGAAUCCUUGAAAUGUGAUCGUCUCAGAUCGCAGAAAGUUAGAAGGCGUCCAGACAGUUGUCAUGCAUUCCAUUCUGAAGAAAACGCGAGGGAAUGUGGAGGUGUCUUGGGAAUGGGGCCUUGCCUUGCUCCCCUCCUCCUGCCCCUCAUCCUUGUCUUGUCUCACACGUGACAGAAACUCCAGUGUUAUAAAAACAAACUUUGGCAUGCUAAAAUCCACAGAAGGAAUCCGAAUGGCAUAGUACAAAGGAGAGAGAUGCUGGUCAGUGAAGGAUCAUGUCUACAUGUCUACAUCACACUAAACAUUUAAGAUUGGAACAGUUGCUGGAGCUAUGCUGAAGCUGGUGUCGGAACCGAACAGCACUAAGUAAACAGAUUUGCAACGCUGUGUGCAAAUAGACACGGGAACUGUCAAUAUGGUAACCAUAAACUGUGAGACUCUUUGCCGACAUUCAUUGGUAAUUAUUUUGAGCCUUGCCUUAUCCUUAAGAGAUUGGAACCUGUUGGUGUAUCUUUUAAAACAAAUUACCUUUUGAAUAACAGCGGGUUUGGGUGUUAGCAUGGAGUAAGUACAUUGUACAUUGUGUGGUCAAACGUAAACUGUGUUCCCAUUGAGACAUCUUUUUAUUUUUUAUUUUCCCAUAUCAUUUGUACUUUAAAUUUAAGAUAAAAGAAGAGGCUGAAGUAUGUUGUUUUCUGUGCGCGCAGACUGUUUAUAAAUGCUAAGAUAUUGUCAACCAGUUGCUGAAAUCCCAACAUAAGUUAUGGAAUGCGAAAACCAUCUUUUUUCAACAGACUCUUGAAAUUCAAACUAGAUAUUAAAUAAGUAAUGCAAUGAAUUGCUGUGCUCAUUUGAAAUGUGUUCGUUUUCCUCAAAAUGACAAUUUGUUAUUCCACUGAAGAUCUAUUUCCCACAGGGUCAGAGACUCAGAAACAUGGAAGUUAAACUUGUUCACCCUACAAAAUGUCCUUCUCCAGCUUUCCAAGUAUGCACAUUUUGUAUGAUUAAAUCAAUAUUAUAAAGAGGAAUUACUGGGAAAAUGUAUGGAUAUGCACAGAAUAUUUGAUCAUUUGCAUUACUCUGAAUAAAUGAAAACAUGUAAAA